GGGCCGGGCCGGCCGGGGGUGGGGUUGUGGCGGUGCUUCGGGUGACAACGGUCAAUAAUGAAGGUGGCUGCGGCGCCGCGGCAGGCUCAGCUGCGCCGGACGGGGGCGGCGCAGUGGCUGCGCCUGUAGGACCUCGGGGCAGAAGCGGCGCGAUGGGAACGCGGCUCAGGGAGUGAGGUGGCGGCGGCGGCCAGCAGAACUUCAGCCAGAGGGGCUCUUCCGCUUACCCCUCUGGCUGAUCGGCCUCCACCUGCAGCCCCUCGGCCCCCGCGUCCCGCGGGACCGGGACGGCGACAGCGGGGGCAUGUGGCGCUGGGUCCGGCAGCAGCUGGGUUUUGACCCACCACAUCAAAGUGACACAAGAACUAUUUACAUAGCCAACAGAUUUCCUCAGAAUGGCCUUUACACACCUCAGAAAUUCAUAGAUAACCGAAUCAUUUCAUCUAAGUACACUGUGUGGAAUUUUGUUCCAAAAAAUUUAUUUGAACAAUUCAGAAGAGUGGCAAACUUUUAUUUUCUUAUUAUAUUUUUGGUUCAGCUUAUGAUCGAUACACCUACCAGUCCAAUUACCAGUGGACUUCCAUUAUUCUUUGUGAUAACAGUAACUGCCAUAAAACAGGGUUAUGAAGAUUGGUUACGACAUAAUUCAGAUAAUGAAGUAAAUGGAGCUCCUGUGUAUGUUGUUCGAAGUGGUGGCCUUGUUAAAACUAGAUCAAAAAACAUUCGGGUGGGUGAUAUUGUUCGAAUAGCCAAAGAUGAAAUUUUCCCUGCAGAUUUGGUGCUUUUGUCCUCAGAUCGACCUGAUGGUUCUUGUCACAUUACAACUGCUAGUUUGGAUGGAGAAACUAACCUGAAGACACAUGUGGCAGUUCCAGAAACAGCAGUAUUACAAACAGUUGCCAAUUUGGACACUCUUAUAGCUGUGAUAGAAUGUCAGCAACCAGAAGCAGAUUUAUACAGAUUCAUGGGACGAAUGAUAAUAACUCAACAGAUGGAAGAAAUUGUAAGACCUCUGGGGCCAGAGAGUCUCUUGCUUCGUGGAGCCAGAUUAAAAAACACAAAAGAAAUUUUUGGUGUUGCUGUGUACACCGGAAUGGAAACAAAGAUGGCAUUAAAUUACAAAAGCAAGUCACAGAAACGAUCUGCAGUAGAAAAGUCAAUGAAUACAUUUUUGAUAAUUUAUCUAAUAAUACUUAUUUCUGAAGCCAUCAUCAGUACUAUUUUGAAAUAUGCAUGGCAAGCUGAAGAAAAAUGGGAUGAACCUUGGUAUAACCAAAAAACAGAACAUCAAAGAAAUAGUAGUAAGAUUCUGAGAUUUAUUUCAGACUUCCUUGCCUUUUUGGUACUCUACAAUUUCAUCAUUCCAAUUUCAUUAUAUGUGACAGUCGAAAUGCAGAAAUUUCUUGGAUCAUUUUUUAUUGGCUGGGAUCUUGAUCUCUAUCAUGAGGAGUCAGAUCAAAAAGCUCAAGUCAAUACUUCCGAUCUGAAUGAAGAGCUUGGACAGGUGGAGUAUGUGUUUACAGACAAAACUGGUACACUGACAGAAAACGAGAUGCAGUUUCGGGAAUGUUCAAUUAAUGGUAUAAAAUACCAAGAAAUCAAUGGUAGACUUGUAUCCGAAGGACCAACACCAGAUUCUUCACAAGGAAACUUGACUUAUCUUAGUAGUUUAUCCCAUCUUAACAGUUUAUCCCAUCUUACAUCCAGUUCUUCUUUUAGAACCAGUCCUGAAAAUGAAGCUGAACUAAUUAAAGAACACGAUCUCUUCUUUAAAGCAGUCAGCCUCUGUCACACUGUACAGAUUAGUAAUGUUCAGACUGAUGGCAUUGGUGAUGGGCCCUGGCAAUCCAACCUUGCACCCUCCCAGCUGGAGUACUAUGCAUCUUCACCAGAUGAAAAGGCUCUAGUGGAAGCUGCUGCAAGAAUUGGCAUUGUGUUUAUUGGCAAUAGUGAAGAAACUAUGGAAGUUAAAACACUUGGAAAACUGGAACGGUACAAACUACUUCAUGUUCUGGAAUUUGAUUCAGAUCGUAGAAGAAUGAGUGUAAUUGUUCAGGCACCUUCAGGUGAGAAGUUUUUAUUUGCUAAAGGAGCUGAAUCAUCAAUUCUCCCUGAAUGUAUAGGUGGAGAAAUAGAAAAAACCAGAAUUCAUGUAGAUGAAUUUGCUUUGAAAGGACUAAGAACUCUGUGCAUGGCUUAUAGACAAUUGACAUCUAAAGAGUAUGAGGUAAUAAAUAGACGCCUAUUUGAAGCCAGGACUGCCUUGCAGCAACGAGAAGAGAAAUUGGCCAAUGCCUUUCAGUUUAUAGAGAAAGACCUGAUAUUACUUGGAGCCACAGCAGUAGAAGACAGAUUACAAGAUAAAGUACGAGAAACUAUUGAAGCAUUGAGAAUGGCUGGUAUCAAAGUAUGGGUACUUACCGGAGAUAAACAUGAAACUGCUGUUAGUGUGAGUUUAUCAUGUGGACAUUUUCACAGAACCAUGAAUAUCCUUGAACUUAUAAACCAGAAAUCAGACAGUGAAUGUGCUGAACAAUUGAGGCAGCUUGCCAGAAGAAUUACAGAGGAUCAUGUGAUUCAGCAUGGGCUGGUGGUGGAUGGGACCAGCCUAUCUCUUGCACUCAGGGAGCAUGAAAAACUAUUUUUGGAUGUUUGCAGAAAUUGUUCUGCUGUAUUGUGUUGUCGUAUGGCACCACUGCAGAAAGCCAAGGUAAUAAGACUGAUAAAAAUCUCACCUGAGAAACCUAUAACAUUGGCUGUUGGCGAUGGUGCUAAUGAUGUAAGCAUGAUACAAGAAGCACAUGUUGGCAUAGGAAUCAUGGGUAAAGAAGGAAGACAAGCUGCAAGAAACAGUGACUAUGCAAUAGCUAGAUUUAAAUUCCUCUCCAAAUUGCUUUUUGUUCAUGGUCAUUUUUAUUACAUUAGAAUAGCUACCCUUGUACAGUAUUUUUUUUAUAAGAAUGUGUGCUUUAUCACACCCCAAUUUUUAUAUCAGUUCUACUGUUUGUUUUCUCAGCAAACACUGUAUGACAGCGUGUACCUGACUUUGUAUAAUAUUUGUUUUACUUCCCUACCUGUUCUGAUAUAUAGUCUACUAGAACAGCAUGUAGACCCUCAUGUAUUACACAAUAAGCCCACUCUCUAUCGAGAUAUUAGUAAAAACCGUCAACUAAGCAUUAAAACUUUUCUUUAUUGGACCAUCCUUGGUUUCAGUCAUGCCUUUAUUUUCUUUUUUGGAUCCUAUUUUCUAAUCGGGAAAGAUAUAUCUCUGCUUGGAAAUGGUCAGAUGUUUGGAAACUGGACAUUUGGCACCUUGGUCUUCACAGUCAUGGUUAUUACAGUCACAGUAAAGAUGGCUUUGGAAACUCAUUUUUGGACCUGGAUCAACCAUCUUGUUACCUGGGGAUCUAUUGUAUUCUAUUUUGUAUUUUCUAUGUUUUAUGGAGGGAUUUUCUGGCCAUUUUUGGGCUCCCAGAAUAUGUACUUUGUAUUUUUUCAGCUCCUAUCAAGUGGUUCUGUUUGGUUUGCCAUAAUCCUCAUGGUUGUUACAUGUCUGUUUCUUGAUAUUGUGAAGAAAGUAUUUGACAGACAGCUCCAUCCUACAAAUACUGAAAAGGCACAGCUUACUGAAACAAAUUCAAGUAUCAAGUGCUUGGACUCCAUGUGCUGUUUCUCAGGAGAAGCAGCGUGCACAUCUGUUGGAAGAAUGCUGGAACGAGUAAUAGGAAGAUGUAGUCCGGCCCAUGUCAGCAGAUCCUGGAGUGCAUUGGAUCCUUUCUAUACCAACGACAGGAGCAUCUUGACUCUCUCCACAAUGGACUCAUCUACUUGUUAAAAGGGCAGUAGUACUUUGUGGGAGCCAUUUCAACCCUUUUCUAAAAUUCAGUUGAGCAUCCUGGUAAUGGCCAGGAUUGAAGAGUUCUUUCUGAAACCUCUGGAGUCAUUCAUACCCACUCAGAGUUAUAAUGGCAGACAAACAAAAAAAGCAUUAACAUGAACCACUCUCAACCCCCAUAAUUUGAAUCUGAACAUGUUAAAAUUUUGUGAAUAAAUAGACACUUUUCAUGUCUUGUCUGGGUUGUUCCUGUGCUUGUGGGACUCCAAAUGGCAUUUCAGACUCUUGCUAAGGCCACUAUAUUUUAACAUCAAGGCAGAAAAGAGAGAUAAUCCCUAGUUAAUUGUAUUUUUUAGUAUUAGCUUAGUUAUUGAGUCUUCUAUUUAAAUCUGCUUCUGUAAAUUAUGCUGAAAAGUUUGCCUUGAAAACUCUAUUUUUUUAUUAGAGUUAUAUUUGAAGCUUUUCAUGGGAAAAGUGUGAAUAGUAAGGAAUUUUGGUCCCUCAGUGACACAUGUUGUUAAUUCAUUAGUGCUUUCUAAAUUCAUAGAGAAAAUUAAGACAAUGCGUUUCUAACCAUUAUUUACUGCACUGUGGGUAGUAAAUAUAUACCAAUUCCAAACUUCUCUAAAUGAACCAUAACACAACCAGUAACCAUAUACAUACAAAGGGUAUAUCAUAUCUUACACGUGUAGUAAAUGAAGAAUCAAGUCCAUUCAACAAAUUUCAAAUUAAUGUUUACUAAUAUUUUUAUGUCAGAAUAUGAAGUGGGUAAAUUAGGUAUCAUUAGCAUAUUAUGAUUUAAUGUGUUUAUCAUUGGAUCUUUUGCAUGCUUUAAUACGGUUAAUAUAUUUAAAUUUGCUUUUUUUCCCUCCAUCUGAAGGCUCUGUUUAUAUAUUUUAUGACACUGUUGUAAAGUUCAACUAUAUCAAUAAAACAAGUUUGGACAGUAUUUAAAUAUUGCAAAUACUUUUAAUUAUACAAAUCAAAAUACUGUAGUAAUUAAAUCAAUAAAAAAUGAAGAGCCUCUUUCUGUGGCUUAGAAUUGCUCUUGCCUUUCAGUAAGCUUGAUUUUAGAAAAAAUGAUUUCAUAUAAGAAUCCUGUUAUCUUUAGGUUAGUAUACGUAUCUAAGUUAUAGUGGACGACCACAGUAAAGUGAAAUCUGUCCAGGGUUCCAUUAUAAGGUGUAUUUUCAGGUGUGGCUAUAGAAUAUCAAUGAAACAAAGUCUAAAAUGCUAAAUUUUAUGAGGAAAUAGCAGCAAUAAAUUAAAAUGCUAAGAAUGAUUAAUCAGGUACGUAUUACUGUAUUAACUCACUACACUUCGAAACUCAAUUUCCAUCCUGAGUAUAUCAUGUAGAUCCAUUGUUGUUACUUGUUUUGAUCAACAGUAAUGUUGUUUUAAAGUUUGGAAAUGAUUGUUGGUUUACAACUAUUGCCCAUCUCUAAGCACAUAAUGAUUGUGUACAUAGACAUUUUAAACUAUAUGGAAAUGGUUAAAUACGGUUUUCCCAAAUUUUUCCCUUGAGAGCAUGAUUCCUUUUUGUAGACUUACUGUGUAACCCUCCACCCCUUCCCCAUUUCAUGAAUAUAAGACUUCUUGAAUUGGGCUGAUAGGGAAAGUAUGUUAGAGUCAAGAAUUAAGAUUUUAACCUUGUUCACUGGUAAAACUAUUUUCUUCCUAACAUUUGUCUGUUUCAAUGUAAGGAUAUUAGGUUAUGAAUUUUAGCCUAAAUAUUAAUUUUCAUAAAUAGCCCUUCUUUAAUUUAGAUAUUCCAAAAUUAGGUUUAGGAAGAAACUGUUAUUCUGGAAAUACAUUAAAGGGAUAAUAAACUACAGUGUAUACACUCACCAAUUCAUCUUCCAAAAGAUGACAUAGUGCAGAAAAUAUUCAGUAGUUUAGUGGCAGAUAAUUUGCUUUUCUCAGAAUGUCUUAUUAAAUGUCCAUAUAAGGAAAUGACAGUCAGGAGGCCUGCAUUACCUCUACCUACAGUGUUUAUUUGCCAUCAGCUAAACUGAGGACUGACACUACAGGACUACAAAGCCAUCGAGCAGUCUCUGACCAACUGCAGAAAGCAGGAAGAUCAGCUAACAUACGUGUGGUGCUUAAGGUGUGACUGGUGUCUUUUUUGCAUUCACUAUUUGAACUUAUUUAAGAACUUUAUAUAGAAAAAGUAAAUGCAUCCACUGAUAAUGGUCAUCCUACUCUGUUGUUCAAAACCUAUUCCACUUAAAGGAAGAUUAUCUUGUAAUUGUAAGAAACGUGAUUUUUUUUCUAUUUAUUUAAGAAAGCACCAGUGUUGUCUAUAAGCUUUCAGUAGUUUUCUAAUGGUGAUAUUCAUACUGUGAAACUAUUACUACAUAACCAGUAAUCACAGAAAAUUUCCCCUCUGCACAUUCUUUAAAAUUCUUUGGAAAGUAUGAUGUUGGAAAUGAACUUACUCUUACCUGCCAAAACCAGAGUAAGAUGCUACAUGUAUUAUUGCUAGUUAAUGGUCUCACAUCUAUGCCUCACUUGCUUGCCUUGGCCUAGUCUGAAGGCUGUAGCCCUGAAGAUAGUAGCAAUACUGCACCAAAUCCAUCUCCAGAAUUGCCCGUCAGCUGCUUUAGGUGACUCAGCACCCUGCCUCAGCUUUAGCAAACAUGAGGCUCCCCCUAGGCGGAGUGGAGUGUGGGCCAGGAGAACUGCAGUUACCCAGGCCUGCCGUGGGAUUGAGAAGACAAAGGGAGAGAAUUUACAGUUUGAAUUUAUCUCAAAUACCCUCCUCCUUGGAGCUUAAAUCCAUGAUGUCCAAAGGCUUCUGGACCUCUUCCGAACUCUGGCCCUGUCCUGAGUAGGAAAUUUAAACAGGCACAUCGCCCUAUUUGGAAAUACCUUAGCCCAGGCUCGUUUCUGCUGCAUGAGACUGUGAAAUCGGGUUGUAUGAGAAACUUGAGACCCCUCUGGUAGUCAGGAGUCAAAGCCAGUAAAAAAUUUUAAAAUAAUACCAAAAGUUUGAAAAUAUGCUAUUCUGAAAAGUUAUUGGAGUGUGGGGAAAAAGAAAAUUAUCCAUGUGUUUGUUUUUCCUAUAAAGAUCAAUUUGGAGUAUUAUAUAAGCAGGUAUUGAUAAAACUAACACACCAAAGACUGAUAUAAAAAAUGUUUUAUUAAUUUUGGUCCCCUUUUAGAGACAUUUUCAUUUCUGUCUUGAAAUUAGUCAUCAAUUAUGAAAAUAAGACAUUAUUAACAAUUUGUUUAUGUGAGAUAACUUGAAUGAUGUUCCUACAAAAAAAUAGAUCAUAACUAAUGAUAUGUUUGUAAUAAUGGCGAUUGUUAGAUUUUUAUAAGGAAUUAGUAGCUGGAAAUACUGUAGCAACACUUAGUUUAAAAUACUGGACCUUAGAUACUGUGGCUGUCUAAUACAAUCCUUUAAAUUUUUUCUGAAUUUUCAGUAAAUUUAGUAUACUUAUUGUACAGUUCUCAGUAAUUUUUUAAAGUUUAUGAAAUUAUAUUUAUCAAAUAAAAAUUUUCCUAUAUAAUUAAAA
Molecule: messenger RNA, 7356 nt
Organism: Hipposideros armiger (great roundleaf bat)
Lineage: Eukaryota; Metazoa; Chordata; Mammalia; Chiroptera; Hipposideridae
Gene: ATP11B
Product: ATPase phospholipid transporting 11B (putative)
Exons: 30
Coding region: 305-3835 (1176 amino acids)
Biological process (GO): phospholipid translocation
Cellular component (GO): endoplasmic reticulum; plasma membrane; recycling endosome
Molecular function (GO): ATP hydrolysis activity; ATPase-coupled intramembrane lipid carrier activity; magnesium ion binding
Source: RefSeq, a predicted model, not a curated record